Messenger RNA from Oncorhynchus masou masou (cherry salmon), 4286 nucleotides. It is a transcript of the gene tbc1d2, whose product is annotated as TBC1 domain family, member 2. The coding region runs from base 229 to 3225 and encodes 998 amino acids. The transcript is spliced from 17 exons. NCBI's taxonomy places the organism in Eukaryota, Metazoa, Chordata, Actinopteri, Salmoniformes, Salmonidae. The record is from RefSeq and is a predicted model, not a curated record.
GAUUUCCUAGUUCCGACUAUAAUAUGAACGCGGCAUCGGGCAACUUUCCAGAGCUCGAACUUUUCGACCUGAAGAUCACUCGUGUCAUGAUUUGACCUCGUUUUUUCCCGAGUUCCCAGUUGUCUUCAAAGCACCAAUAUUUAGACAACUGGAGAGAGACGUUUUGUUGCCAGUGAAAUUUCCGCUGCCAGUAAACAGCGCCGACGUGCAAGCCUAAGUGAGCAUUCUAUGGCAUGUUAUUACUUGGAGAAGGAGUUUAAAACGAGUAGUGUGAUGGAGGGAGAGGACCCAGAAGGAAAUCCCAGCACUGCCUCGUCUCACUCACUUCCUCCCCAAGCAGAGGCGGUAAGCCCAGCGGAUGAGGAUGAUUGUAUCACAACAGGGAGGAACUCUGAAGAGACCACUACACACACAAACAGCAUGGGCCAGCUGAGUCAGGAUCACCAGAGUGAAGGUGUCCCAGCUAAGACUGCUGCCACAGACAACAACCAGUCUGCCACCACCAUGGACAACCAAGCCCAGCAACAACCCACGGAAAGCCCGUCUAUCACUAAACUAUGUGGGUAUCUCCUUAAACAAGGAGGUCCCCUGAAGUCGUGGAAGUGGCGCUGGUUCACGUACGAGGAGAAGAAGAGCCAGUUGUUUUACUACAGGACGGCGCAGGAUGUGACCUCUUUGGGGAGGAUUGAGCUGUGCAGAGCCACGUUCGGUUACCCCCUCCACGGAGAGCAGGGCACCUUUCACAUCCAGACCCCUGAACGGACCUUCGUCCUCAAGGCAGAUAACCAGGAGGCCAUGAUGUACUGGCUACAACAGCUGCAGCUGAAGAGAUGGCAACACCGAGACCAGCUGACAGGAGAAUCUACACGUCACUGCACUGACCACCAGAGACCAGAGGGACAGGGGGAACUACCCGCCAGCUGCCCAGAUGACUUCCUGCCCACCAUGAAGACCCCGCCAGGCCUCUUGGGUGAGGAGGCUGCCAAUCUGCCCGCACCGCAACAACGGGCCCCCCUAAGCAACUUCUCCCUCAAACAUCCUCUGAUAGAGAUUCAGAACUCGGUGCACAGUCUUUUUUACAAGUGGUCCUCCCAGGAACUGAGUCGGAGUGUGUUCCAUUUGGAAGCGCCUCCUCCCUGGACCCCCUACCAGACAGCCCAGGACAGGCUUUACCCUAGGACUCCCGUUGACCCCCCAACUCCUACCACCCCGCUGCUGUUGGCGGACCCUGCGGGUGAGCGCUCCCCAGGGGAGGGCAGGUCGUUCACAUGCCCGUCCCCGAGGAUCAGGAGGAAGACUAGGGGCAGCUCUGCCACCAUGCCCGCUGCGCUACGGGAAGCUGCUUCAGACAAGACUACCCGCCUUCAGCAGGAGAAACACAUGCUGGCUGAGGAGGUCAAGGCCCAGAAGAAGCUGGUGUGGCUUCUCCACAAGGCCCUUGAGGCGGCUCAGCUGGAGAAGCGGACCUGCACGGAGUUCCUGGCUGCCGAGUGUGAGCAGGAGCGUCUGGAGCUGUUGAGGCACCGCGAGCGCCAAGCCGCUGACCUGCAGGGUCGUCUGGAGGAACUGAAGGUCGAGGCGGAGGGUCUGAGGGCGAGCUUGGCCCAAAGGGACGCCCACGUGGCCGAGCUGAAGGAAAACGUCACCCUGAUGAUGGCGAAGAACAACUCCAAACAGGAGGUGAUCCUGAAGCUGUCAGAACAGGUGGCGGCCUGCAUGACCGACCCAAGACGCACCAUGUCCACCACUAAUGGCCUGGAGGCCCUGACCUUCCACCAGCUGCAGGAGGACACUGAGAACCUCAAGGAUGACAUUGAGGCCUACAAGAUCCAGAACAAGUUCCUGAACUCUGAGAUUUACCAGCUGACCAAGCUAUGGCGCAACAGUUCAGAGCAGGAGAAAAGCCUUAUGGUAAAGUGUGCCUACCUGGAGGCCCGUAACUGUCAGAUAGAGAGUCGUUACCUGGGUGUACUGAGGAAGCUGCAGGAGAGCAAAGCUCUAGAACCGGGCCAGCGGGAGGCUGUGAGGAACCUCAUAGAGGACGCACUGAAAGGAGACCUGAACGACGUCCUCAAACUCAACCCUGUCAGGGAGCACGAUGAGUACGGCUUCAAGAUCAUCCCGGACUAUGAGGUGGAGGACAUGAAGCUGCUGGCCAAGAUCCAGGCCCUGGAGAUCCGCUCCCACAACCUGCUGAGGCAGGAGGCCGGGGUCAAACCCUUGUUGGACCGCUGGGCUCAGUACCUGGGUGGCCGCCCGGCCGAUGACCUCUGCCCCUCCCCGGAGCUCAAAUCCCUGCUGCGGUGUGGCGUGCCACGGGAGUACCGCCCACGGGUGUGGCGCUGGGUGGUAAGGGCACGCACACGCUCUCUGAGGGAGCGCCACCCGGAUCGCUAUGAGCAGCUGUGCCAGAAGAGCCUUACGUCACCCCACCAAGCCUCCAGACAGAUCCAGUUGGACCUACACCGCACACUCACCACCAAUCAGCGCUUUUCCUCGCCCUCCAGCCCCACUCUGCAGCAGCUCCAACGAAUUCUGCUAGCUUUCUCCUGGCAAAAUCCCACCAUCGGUUACUGCCAGGGCCUCAACAGGCUGGCAGCCAUAGCUCUCCUGGUGCUGGAGAGUGAGGAGGAUGCCUUCUGGUGUCUAGUAGCUGUGGUGGAGACCAUUAUGCCUCAGGACUACUACACCAAAACACUCAUAGCCUCGCAGGUGGACCAGCGUGUGCUGAAGGACUUCAUGGCGGAGAAAAUGCCCCGACUGACAGCCCACUUCGAGGAGCAUAGUGUGGACGUGUCCCUCAUCACCUUCAGCUGGUUCCUGGUGGUGUUCGUUGAGAGCCUGCCCAGCGACAUCCUCCUGCGGGUGUGGGACGCCUUCCUCUACGAGGGCACCAAGGUGAUAUUUCGGUAUGCCCUGGCUCUGUUCAAGUACAAAGAGGAGGACAUCUUGAACAUCCAUGACAACGUGGAGAUCUACCAAUACCUGCGCUUCUUCACCAAGACCAUCUCUGACGGCAGGAAACUGACCAACAUAGCCUUCGGCGACAUGAACCCGUUCCCCAUGAAGCUGUUGAAGAACCGGCGUGUGCUGCAUCUGGAGCGCCUGCAGGGGGAGCUCAGAGAGCUGGAGGCCCAGCAGAGGGAGUUUGUCACAGAGAGUGCAGAGCGUAAGGACAAGGACCUGGACACUAUACUUGUCAGCGAGGACGAUGAGGACCUGUAGAGAUUCUGGACAGAGGGAUGGAUUCUGUGGAACUAAUGGCUCUAAUGGUUUUGGAGUUCUAGACUAUAUAGCCAUCUGAUUAAGAAUGGCCCUGCCGGUACAGAUAUGACCCACCCAAAGCUUUGGUCCAAGACCUAUUUUUUACUGUAUGUUAUGGUCAAGAACACUACCUGACCAACCUCAUUCUCUCUAGAUCAUAUAAUAGUGUACAUGCACUGCCAUAGGAAUUAAUGCAAAAUACACAAUGUACACAUUUGCGCACUUAAUUUAACUACAGUAUGUAUUUCAAUGAGCAUAUGUCACAGAUUUUUAUUUGACAUGUUUCACUCGUUUGCCAAAAGGCACACUCCAGAUUUUGGGUUGCAGCAUAUUUUGUCCAAAUGCAGGAUACUUGUGUGUUACUGUUUUGCAUUUAGUUUACUUUUCCUGUCAUUUGUGUAUCAUAACAAGAUGUCGACUUUAUGUAUAAUGUACAACUACGACAGUCAAUGACAAGUUUACUUUCUCCAAUUUAUUACCUUGGGAAAAAAAAUGAAUAUACAUAAGAAAUAUAAAAAACAAAACAUUGCCCAAUGUUAAACAACCUUACUGCAGACAUUUCUAAAAGCUACUGUUACACCAGUUAAACUGAUGUUGCCUAUCCAGAACAGUAUCUCUCAUUCCUGUGUGACAAGAAUAGACGUGCAGUUUGUUUCCAAGAACGAAGAAGUCGACUAACAUCUCGAAAAACAGUGGCUUUGUUGCUGAGUAAAGCUAUUGUUCUAUCUGUUAAGUCACGUGGAGCUAAUGCCGUAUUAUUCACACCCUACAAAGAUGGCCCGCCCCCUGAGGAGCGAGGGGAAAAACAGACGGAAAACAUGCACGUCAUCUAUGGUCCAACAUUUUGAGUAUAGGUACUGGCUCUUACAAUACUGGCUCUUACAAUACUGGCUCUUCCUUCUCGGUAAUAGGGUAUUCUGUCCGCGCUAAUAGAAGCUGACAAAUCAGGCCUUGCGUCUCAGCUAAUCGCAGAGCAGUUUGCUUUACUGUCGUGUAAAAAAUAAAUAAACCAGAACACCGUC